CAGAAUGAUGACGUCCUUCCUCUAGUAUUGGCUCCGGGGAAAACAACAUCAGAAGGACCCCAGCCUGAAGCAGAAAAACACCAACUAUUAGUGUCUGUACCCGCUGUGUCUUACCAACGACAUAUUCAUCGUAACACUUAACGCCGUGCACACAAAAUGCCCCAGAACGAGCACAUCGAAUUACAUCGCAAGCGGCACGGAUACCGCUUAGACCACCAUGAAAAGAAAAGGAAGAAGGAGAGCCGCGAGGCCCACGAGCGAUCUCAUAAAGCCAAGAAGUUGAUUGGUUUGAAGGCCAAAUUGUACCACAAGCAGAGAUAUGCAGAGAAGAUCCAGAUGAAGAAGACCAUCAAAAUGCACGAAGAGAGGAAGACAAAGAAGAAGAACGAUGAAAAGACCCCUGAGGGAGCAGUGCCAGCCUACCUGUUGGACAGAGAGGGACAGUCCCGUGCUAAAGUUCUGUCCAAUAUGAUCAAACAGAAGAGGAAGGAGAAGGCUGGCAAAUGGGAAGUGCCUCUGCCAAAGGUGCGCGCCCAAGGAGAGACAGAGGUCCUUAAAGUUAUCAGGACUGGAAAGAGACAAAAGAAAGCCUGGAAGAGAAUGGUCACAAAAGUUUGCUUUGUGGGUGACGGCUUUACCCGUAAACCUCCAAAGUACGAACGUUUCAUCAGACCGAUGGGUUUGCGUUUUAAGAAGGCACACGUCACACACCCGGAGCUGAAAGCCACGUUCUGUCUUCCCAUCCUGGGAGUGAAGAAGAACCCUUCCUCACCCCUGUACACCUCUCUGGGAGUCAUCACAAAAGGAACAGUCGUAGAAGUCAAUGUCAGUGAGCUGGGCCUGGUUACACAAGGAGGAAAAGUUAUCUGGGGUAAAUAUGCCCAGGUGACGAAUAACCCAGAGAACGAUGGCUGCAUUAAUGCAGUUCUGCUGGUAUAAGACUUUGAACCUGCCUUCUAACUGUGCCUGGGAGCUGUUGUGUAUCCACGUAAAUACACAAUAAGCAAUGACAUUCAAAUCCCCGGACUCCCAAGAAGAUUGUUGGUGCAUUUUUUUUGGUAACAAAACGGACACUCAGAGGAAAGAAAGUAUGGCGAUUACUGCUUUAAACUUAAUAAAUAAACUUGGAAAAAACACCAGA
This is a messenger RNA of Archocentrus centrarchus (flier cichlid), 1141 nucleotides long. RefSeq names its product NSA2 ribosome biogenesis homolog (S. cerevisiae) (gene nsa2). The coding region runs from base 157 to 939 and encodes 260 amino acids. The record is from RefSeq and is a predicted model, not a curated record. NCBI's taxonomy places the organism in Eukaryota, Metazoa, Chordata, Actinopteri, Cichliformes, Cichlidae. The transcript is spliced from 6 exons.